AUGGCUAGUGAGGAAGAGAGUUUUCUUGCCCUGGUGCAUUGCUCUGGGAAAAUUAAAAAAAGCAGAAGCCAAGGUGUGAAGUUCACCGACAGAGAACCACUAAGUAUUUUUAUCAGUUCGUCGAUGAGUUUGUCAGAUUUGAAGAACAGCAUCUUGGAGAAGCUUGGCGUGUUGGGUUGCAAGUGGGUGAAGAAACUAUUCUACAAGAUUCCCAUGGCGGUUGUCUCGACCGGUGUUCAGUAUGAAACCUUUGCGGUUAAGGCUGAUGAAGAUAUUAGGGUUCUGUUCUACUGUGUAAGGAGUUUUCCGGAGAUCAGAAUCCAUGAGUUGUUCGCGAAGUUGGAGGUUGGUGUCGAUAGUUCUGGGGCAUCCGCUCCAGUAGCUUGCCCAGCUUCCGUGGGUGGUGCAUCUAGUUCGAUGGCUGCGGUCAGACCGUAUCUUCCGCCGGUUCAAUCACCUUCUUUUGCGGCUGAUUUAGACCGAACGGAGGUUGUUGGUUCUGUACCUUUGGAGAAUGCAGCAGUCAUUGAGCCUCCCAACGUUGUGGGCACCGGCGGUGGGCUCGUACCUUAUAUCGAAGACUUUGGUGGUCCUGAUCAAGUAGAGAAUGCAAUGCGUGACGAUGAGUCUGACCAGGAGCCUGUCCACAUAGAUGGUGACAGCGACGAUGACAUAGGUGGCGAUCCACAUGCGCAGCAUCGGCCUUCAAGUGAUGGUUCUCAUCAGUACCCUCCACACUUCUCCACACUAAACUUGGAAGCUCUUGGUCAACAGGAUGACAGUGGUAACAGGGUGGGGAGAUCUUCUUCAGAAUUUGAGAUUGGGCAGUCAUUCCAGAGUAAAGAGGAAGCUGUGCUGAGUGUAAAGGACUAUAGCAUCCGGCGAGGUGUUGAGUACAGAGUCAUCGAAUCGGAUCAUUUGAAGUAUCAUGGAAAAUGCAAGGAAUUCGGCAAGGGUUGUACUUGGUUGAUUCGUGUAGCGCUUCGUGCACGAAAGGGGACUUGGGAGGUUAGGAGGUACAACGGGCCACACACGUGCCUCGCAACUUCUAUUUCAAGUGAUCACCGUCAGCUGGAUUAUCACGUUAUAUGUGCGAGGAUUCUUCCCAUGGUUAGGGCGGAUGCUGCGGUUACGGUAAAGGUACUUCAACAAGCGACAGAAGCUGAUUACGGUUUCAGGCCUAGUUAUAGGAAGGUUUGGAUGGCUAAGCAGAAGGCAGUGGCACAAAUAUAUGGAGAUUGGGAAGAGUCUUACGCGGAGUUGCCACGUUGGAUGCUAGGGAUCCAGGCGACACUGCCGGGAACAAUCACGGUGCUGAAGACGUCUCCUGUUCAGAAUGGUGGUGUGGUUGAUGAGUCCGCGGUGUACUUUCACCGGCUUUUCUGGACAUUUCCACCGUGUAUCGAGGCAUUCCGGCAUUGCAAGCCCCUCGUCAGUAUUGAUGGUACCCACUUGUAUGGGAAGUAUGGAGGGACGCUGCUGUUGGCGAUAGCUCAGGACGGGAACUCCAACAUCCUGCCGAUAGCAUUUGCCCUUGUGGAGGGCGAAAAUGCAGAGUCAUGGUCUUUCUUCUUGUCCAAUCUCCGAGAGUAUGUGACUCCUCAGGAGGGUAUCCUUGUUAUCUCAGACAGGCAUAAUGGGAUCAAGGCAGCGCUUGAGGCACCUGAGACUGGAUGGCUGCCUCCUCGUGCAUUCCGGGCCUACUGUAUAAGGCAUGUGGCAGCGAAUUUCGCCCUAACGUUCAAAGGUAAGGACUCAAGGCAGUUACUGGUCAAUGCUGCCUACGCCAAGACCGAGGCAGAGUUUUACUACUGGUUCGACAUCAUGCGGACUGAGAAUCCAGCAAUGUGUGACUGGGCCAACCGUAUGGAGUAUGACAAAUGGACCCAACAUGAGGAUGCUGGUUGA
Messenger RNA from Arachis stenosperma, 1908 nucleotides. RefSeq lists its product as uncharacterized. The transcript has a single exon. The coding region runs from base 1 to 1908 and encodes 635 amino acids. The record is from RefSeq and is a predicted model, not a curated record. NCBI's taxonomy places the organism in Eukaryota, Viridiplantae, Streptophyta, Magnoliopsida, Fabales, Fabaceae.